Messenger RNA from Manis pentadactyla (Chinese pangolin), 2847 nucleotides. It is a transcript of the gene ARFGAP2, whose product is annotated as ADP ribosylation factor GTPase activating protein 2. The transcript has 16 exons. Gene Ontology annotation, biological process: COPI coating of Golgi vesicle. NCBI's taxonomy places the organism in Eukaryota, Metazoa, Chordata, Mammalia, Pholidota, Manidae. The coding region runs from base 39 to 1643 and encodes 534 amino acids. The record is from RefSeq and is a predicted model, not a curated record. Gene Ontology annotation, molecular function: GTPase activator activity.
GCCGCGGUAACCCCGCCUUCCGGGCCGCGGAUUGGCCCAUGACAGCACCCUUCGGUCGCGCUGGUGUCUGGGAAGGAGAGAAAAUGGCUGCGGAACCGAGCAAGACCGAAAUCCAGACUAUUUUUAAGAGACUUCGCGCAAUUCCGACGAACAAGGCCUGCUUCGACUGUGGCGCCAAGAAUCCGAGUUGGGCCAGCAUCACGUACGGCGUUUUCUUGUGCAUUGACUGCUCCGGAGUGCACCGCUCCCUCGGCGUCCAUCUCAGUUUCAUCAGGUCCACAGAGUUGGAUUCCCACUGGAGCUGGUUACAGCUGAGGUGUAUGCAGGUCGGCGGGAAUGCCAAUGCGACAGCUUUUUUUCGCCAACAUGGUUGCACAGCCAGUGAUGCAAACACCAAAUAUAAUAGCCGAGCUGCCCAGAUGUACCGGGAAAAGAUCCGGCAGCUGGGGAGUGCAGCCCUUGCUAGGCAUGGCACCAAUCUUUGGAUAGACAGUAUGAGUAGUGUUUCCAGUCACUCCCCAGAGAAGAAGGACUCUGAUUUCUUCAUGGAACACACACAACCCCCUGCCUGGAAUGCACCAGCCACCAACCCAGCAGAGACCCAGCAGCCAGCCCCAUCUGCAGAGAGCAGUGGCCUGGCACAGUCAAAGCAUGGCCCCAACAUAGACCUUGGCACUUCACCCAAAACCAUACUGGAACUGAAAACCUCCCUCAUUGGCAAGAAGAAGCCAGCAGCAGCUAAGAAAGGGCUGGGUGUGAAGAAAGGCCUAGGGGCCCAGAAAGUUAGCAGCCAGAGCUUCAGUGAGAUUGAGCGGCAGGCUCAGGUGGCAGAAAAGCUCCGUGAACAGCAGGUGUCUGAUGCCAAGAAGCAGGCCGAGGAGUCCAUGGUUAUCUCCAUGCGUCUGGCUUACCAGGAGCUCCAAAUUGACUGUAAGAAGGAGGAGAAGAAACUACAGAAUCUGAAAGGAAAGAAGCGAGAGCAGGCAGAGCGUUUGGGCAUGGGCUUGAUAUCACGAAGCUCGGUCUCCCACUCCAUUCUGUCUGAGAUGCAGGUGAUUGAGCAGGAAACCCCAGUGAGUGCAAAAUCUUCCCACUCACAGCUGGACUUGUUUGAAGAUGUUGGUACUUUUGCCUCUGGACCCCCAAAGUACAAGGACAACCCCUUUUCCCUUGGGGAAAGCUUUGGUUCCCACUGGGAUGCAGAUGCCACCUGGGGUGUGGACAGGAUGGAGGAGAAGGAACCAGAAGUGACCAUCUCAAGCAUCCGGCCUGUAUCAGAAAGAGUCACAAACCGGAGGGAAGUGGAAAGCCGGAGCUCUGGCCUCGAGUCCAGUGAAGCAUGUCAGAAAUUUGCAGGAGCCAAAGCCAUCUCAUCUGAUAUCUUCUUUGGACGGGAGGUGGAUACUGGGUAUGAAGCCAGAUAUCGGCUACAGCAGCUCUCAGGCAGUAGUGCCAUCAGCUCUUCAGAUCUCUUUGGCGACAUGGAUGGAGCUCAUGGAGCAGGUAGUGUAUCUCUGGGGAAUGUGCUACCUACAGCUGACAUUGCCCAGUUUAAGCAGGGUGUCAAGUCUGUGGCUGGGAAGAUGGCUGUGCUGGCCAAUGGUGUGAUGAAUUCUUUGCAGGAUCGCUAUGGUUCCUACUGAUGCAGGCUCUGUGGCGCAAGCAUUGGGUGUUGACAGCUGCAAAAAACCCCCCUGAUUCUGACCCCGGGAUGCUUGCCUUGUGGGAGCUGGGGGGAGUUGUUACUUCAUGUGUGUGGUGUGUGAGUGGGGUGGACUUUGAGGAUCUAGGAUGAGGGGAUGGGCCCGUACCAGUCCUUGACCUCUGCCUGUAGACUGAGCCCUUUAUUCUCCUCUGAUCAUAUCCCCCUCCCCUGUGUUAGAUCAUUGUCCUUCCAGUCCUGCCUCCAAAGCUCCUGCUCACUUGUUCUGCCACGCUGGGAGUAAGGGGAGGCAGUUCCUUCAGGAUGGCUUGUUCUGGGUCCAGCCUGUCCCUGAGUAGGGAAAGUGAAAAGGGGAAGGCUUCUGUGCUGGCUGUAGGAUCCUUCCAGGCCACCCGGGGGUUGGGUCACCAGCCUCUGGAACCAGUGGGGAGGUCAAAAAACUGAUUUCUGCUAUAGGGGAGGGAGGCUAGGGCUGUUCCAGUGGCCUCUUCUGGGUGCCAGGAGAGGGCAGGGUUGGGGUAAGACCUUCAUCUGGGUCACACUAAGGGCUAGAAACUUCACCUGGUACCUGAAGGUUUCCUUUGGGAUCAGACUGGAGGCCUGAGUGAUCAUCUCCUUUCUCAUGGCCGCCUUUCUGCAGUGAUCACUUGGAGGAUUACUUUCCUCUGGUGUGUCUGGGUGUCCUUCCAAACCCCGCAUUGCAGGCCACAGGACCUUCUGUCUGUCCUCUCCUGAGACUGUCCCUUCCUCCCCUGCUUGGUGGCCGUGAUGGGUCUCGUCUGCCCUGUGCUGUGCUCUGGAUGCUGCGAGCAUAAUGCUGGCCAAGGAAGCAGAGGGCAUGAGGGACAGAUGCAAGCUCCUGCAGCUCAACCUUCCUCUGCAUCAUCCUGGUCAUAAGGGAGCCUGGACAGCACCCCACCCUAGUGAGAGCCUGGGGUACCUACACAGCUGCAGGCCUCACGCCUUGCCUGCAGGGGAUCACUGUGUUAUCCUUGGUGCCAUCAUCGCCUGCCCUGUUGGCAGUUUGGGCCUCCUCUACCCCUGUGGUUUGAGGCUUGGGCUCCCAAGCAACACAGACCACUCUGUCCCGCUCCCUCCCCCAAAGGGACUUGACUUUGUUUCUGAACUAUUUGUGUUACAACAAAGUGGUGUGAAAUAAAGCCCUGGUGGGGCCCUGGGCUGUG